ACACUCGCAUCGUGCACACGAUCGCUCUUCGGUCCUUUCUAAAGUCUUCACUUCAUUUUAUCUUAUCAACGGACAUUGGCUGUGUCAGUGACGACGUCGUUGUCCACGUCGCGAUCGUUCGUUUUCUUUCGCCGACGACAUUCUUAAGAAGGAAGAUCUAUAUGAUCUUUACGUGGUCUGCAUCGAUAUCGUAUUGUUAGCCCUUCAUUCAAAGUUUAUACUAUCGGAAGAAGAAUGGAUGAACAGAUCACCGAGGUUGGGACAUCGAAGUUAAAAUUACUCGACUAUGCGAUCGUUGGUAUAGUUCUAUCGAUCUCUUCCGCCAUCGGGAUCUACUAUCGAUUCACCGGCGGUCGACAACGAACUGCCGAGGAAUACUUCUCAGCCGAUCGAUCCAUGAAAAUUGUUCCGUUGGGGAUAGCCCUGACGGUUUCCUUCAUGUCCGCGAUUACGCUCCUUGGAAUCAGCGCGGAAGUCUAUGUCCACGGCAUGAUCUUCGUCUUGUUUUACCUCGGCUUCGUUAUUGGAACGCCUAUCUCCAUGUACUGCUACCUACCAGUCUUCUUCGAGCUGAAACUCAUGAGCGUCUACGAGUAUAUAGAGAGAAGAUUCGGAAUAAGGGCUCGAUUAUUGGCCAGCAUCGCCAACGUCUGCCAUAUGACUAUACACACGGGAAUCGUUCUCUUCGCUCCCUCAUUAGCCCUGGAGGCAACCACCGGCUUGUCCAGUACCUUAAGUAUCAUCUUGAUCGGCAUAAUCUGUACGUUCUAUUCAACGAUCGGUGGGAUCAAGGCUGUCUUGAUAACCGACGUAUUCCAAGCCAUGCUUAUGUUUAUAUCGCUUUUGUGCAUUAUUGGCCUCGGUAUCAGUAUCCUGCCGGACGGAUUUUAUGAUGUUUGGAACAGAUCUAUAAGUGGUGAUCGUUUGGAGUUUACCAAGUACAAUUUGGACUUAACUACACGUCACACACACUUGGGUCUAAUACUCGGCGGAUUUUUCAUGUACUUGUCAUUUAUUGCUGUCAAUCAGGUGCAGGUCCAACGUCUUUUGACCGUCAAAAAGUUGAGAGAUUCCCAGAUAGCCGUAGUAUUGAAUUUAAUAAUAAUAAGUAUCCUGUCAAUUAUGACCAUCUUCUCAGGCCUGGUUAUGUAUGCCGUUUACAAGGAUUGUGAUCCAGUGAAGUCAGAAAAAAUAUCAUCGAGCGAUAAACUCAUGCCAUAUUUUGUAGUUGACAAAUUAGAUCAUAUACCUGGCUUAACGGGGAUCUUCAUUGCCGGUAUCUUCAGUGCGAGUUUAAGCACGAUCUCAGCAAUGUUGAAUUCGCUAGCCGCUAUUAUCCUCGAGGAUUAUAUAAAACCGAUCUAUUCGAAAAUUGGUGCUACAUUUCCAACCGAAAAAACGACAUUUAUCGGUAAAUUACUUGCCGUUAUAAACGGAAUAACUUGUGUCUGUAUCGCUCUAGGAGCUUCAAAAUUCGGUAGCUUAAUCGAGGCAGUGAUCGCAUUGUCCGGAAUAAUUGGUGGCCCAUUAUUGGGCAUCUUCACACUUGGAAUGUUUUUCGAAAGUCCCAACGAAAUUGGUGCCAUUGUUGGAAUGAUUUUCUCUAUAAUUCUGUUAUGUUUAAUGGCUUAUGGUCCGAAAGAGGUUAUAACCAUGUUGCCAGUAUCCAUCGAUGGUUGUGAGAAUGGAACGUUACUGAUGUUGAAUGAGACGAUUGGAUUAAACUUGACGAUCAGUAACGAUUCGAACGUUCCAUUUAUAAAUCGAAUCUCGUACAUUUGGUAUUCCAUGAUUGGAUCCCUGUUAACAAUCAUCAUAGGAUAUUUAAUCAGUUUAAUAACAAAAAAAUUUUUGGACAAUACACGCGAGCACAAUCCUAAUCUCUUCGUACCAUUUGUGGCGGCAAGAGUCAAAAGGAGACGUCUAAAAGAGGAAAGAGUGACAUCCAGUCAGAUGUUCGUUUUAGAACCGAGUUGUAAAAAUUGAAAUGGAAUUAAUUUAUAAAGCGACCGAUAACUACUUACGUGCAAAUGUAUUAAAACUGUUGUGUUCAUAAAUUAUAAA
This is a messenger RNA of Vespula pensylvanica (western yellowjacket), 2064 nucleotides long. Its product is annotated as putative sodium-dependent multivitamin transporter. Gene Ontology annotation, biological process: transmembrane transport; sodium ion transport. Lineage: Eukaryota; Metazoa; Arthropoda; Insecta; Hymenoptera; Vespidae. The record is from RefSeq and is a predicted model, not a curated record. Gene Ontology annotation, cellular component: membrane. Gene Ontology annotation, molecular function: symporter activity. The transcript is spliced from 7 exons. Bases 235 to 1986 code for a protein of 583 amino acids.